UACUCUCUUUUACGUCUAGUUCGUAGCUUCAAGAGCAGUCAUAGCUCCCGAAGCUCCAAAAAUUUUUCUCGCGAUGGGACUAAUAUUUUUCAAAAAUCCAUUUAACACAUUGAUUACAUUAGUUUUCCUUCUGUCAGUGUUUGCGCUCCAGGCUGACGGUCAAUGUUCUUCUCACCACUUUCAAUGUAGAUCUAAAAAGUGCAUUCCAAUUUCUUGGCAGUGUGAUGAAGAAAAUGAUUGUGGAGAUGGGUCUGAUGAACUAAAAUGCGAAGCCAGAACUUGCUCAGAAACAGAAUUUAAAUGCAACAAUGGUCGAUGCAUUCCCAAUAGGUGGCAGUGUGAUCAUGAGGAUGAUUGCCAAGAUAAUUCAGAUGAAGAUCCAGCUAUAUGCUCAAACAAGACUUGUCAGGCUGAUCAGUUUUCUUGUCACUCACCUGCUGUGUGUAUUCCUAUCUCUUGGCAUUGUGAUGGACAGGAAGAUUGCAAGGAUGGAUCUGAUGAGAAGUUUGAUUGCCAUCAAAUAACAUGCUCUGACGAUGAAUUUACUUGCAAUAACAACAAAUGCAUAACAAAUCGUUGGGUUUGUGAUCAAGAUAAUGAUUGUGGGGAUAACAGCGAUGAAAUGAACUGUGCCAAUGUUACAUGUUCCACCUCAGAAUUUGCAUGCCAAAAUGGGAAAUGCAUUCCAGAGAAAUGGAAAUGUGAUGGUGCUGUAGACUGUUCUGAUGAAUCAGACGAGAAAAACUGCCCAACCCCAAUGGCUUCUGUAUGUAACACCAGGGAAUUCAUGUGUGCCAACAAAAAAGAUUGUAUCCAUAUGACUUGGCUGUGUGAUGGAGACCCAGAUUGUCCAGAUGAAUCUGAUGAGUUGAACUGCACUAAUACUUGUAGACCAGAUCAAUUCCAGUGUAAGAAUUUGCAAUGCAUUCCUGGCCAGCUGCAAUGCAAUGGAAUGAAAGAAUGUCCUGAUGGCUCGGAUGAGGAAAACUGUGAUUCUCUACAUGCUACAAAAUGUGACCCUCAAACACAGUUCAAUUGUGGAGAUCAUUGUAUUCCCAUGAAAGCAGUCUGUGAUGGACGCAAUGACUGCGGGAACUAUGAAGACGAACCUCAGAAUUUAUGUUAUAAGGAUGAAUGCAAGGAUGAUAAUGGUGGAUGUUCUCAAAUAUGUCAAGAUCUUCCUAUUGGCUAUGAAUGUAAAUGCCGUGAAGGGUAUUUUCUGGCUGAUAAUCGAACAUGUGAAGAUAUCAAUGAAUGUGAAAUACCUGGUGCAUGUUCUCAGCUAUGUACUAACACCAAAGGUGGGCAUAAAUGUGAAUGCGUUGAAGGAUAUGUGCUAGAACCUAAUAAUAACAGAAGAUGUAGGGCUAAAGAAGGACACACUGUUGUUUUAUUCACCAACAGACAAGAUAUUAGAAAGAUUGAUGUUGAAACUCAAGAAUAUGUGUCAGUUGUCAGCAAUCUUCGUAGUAGUGUUGCACUUGAUUAUAAUUAUCAUACCAGAACAAUCAUUUGGUCUGAUGUAGUUGAAGGACAGCUGAACAGUGCACCCAUUGAUACUGGAGCACCUGUAACAACCAUUGUAUAUGAAAAUGUCGGAACUGUUGAUGGUAUUGCUGUUGAUUGGAUCUAUGGUCAUAUUUACUGGACUGAUAAUGUUCGAAAUAAAAUUGAAGUUGUUGAUAAAACUGGGAAAAUUAGGAAGACUAUUAUCAGUGAUGACUUGGAAGAACCUCGGGCCAUUGUGGUGGAUCCUUUAAAUGGUUGGAUUUAUUGGACUGAUUGGGGUGAAAAUGCCAAAAUUGAACGUGCUGGAAUGGAUGGAAGUCACAGAGCUACAAUUGUAUCUUCCGAUAUCAAAUGGCCUAAUGGUUUGGCAUUGGAUUUUGUUACCAAGAAAGUCUUCUGGGCUGAUGCUAAACUUCAUCUUUUAAGUUCUGCUGAUUACAAUGGAGAUAAUAGAAGAGUAAUUCUGUCAUCUCCUAUUAUUCUGAAACAUCCAUUUUCUAUUGACGUUUUUGAGGAUUGGGUGUAUUGGACUGAUUGGGAAACAGAAGCCAUUCAUAGAAUGAAUAAAUUCACAGGUGCUGAAAAAACUGACAUUGCCACUGGUAUAAACUCCCCAAUGGAUAUACAUAUCUUUCACAGUUAUAAACAACCAAAAGGCAUUAACUAUUGCAGUGAUAUGAAUGGCCAUUGUUCUCAUUUAUGUCUUCCCACGCCCAAUAUUAAUGCACAAUCUGCUCGGUAUACUUGUGCUUGUCCAGAUGGAAUGGUGCUGGCCACUGAUCAUAUGACUUGUAUUACAGACAACACACUGAAUACGACCAUGAGUACCCCUCAGACCACCCCAAUUACUCAAGACAGGGAUAGUAGUGUUGUCACCUCUUCCACAACAGAAUUUUCAUAUCAUUCAAUUAAUGACACUAAUUCUUCAAAGAUCGAUUAUGGUACACUUCAGCCUACAGAAGGCUAUAGCUUAGAUAAUGUUUCAAUUAUUGGAGGAAAUCUUUCUGAAAUCUUACAAGGACCGAGCAGCAUAUUCCCCGACACAGGAAGGCUAGCUGGAAUAAUUAUUGGUGUUUUGAGUGGAAUAAUACUGCUCUUAGCUUUGGUUGGUUUCUUAAUAUAUAAGCACUACCUAAGAAAAAAUAUCACUAGCAUGAAUUUUGAUAAUCCUGUGUAUAGGAAGACAACUGAAGAUCAAUUCAGUUUGGAAAAAAAUCAAUAUCAACCAGCAAGGUCAUAUCCACCUAGUUUGGAACCUUUGACUUCUCCUGGUACAAAUGAAUUUGUCUAGUACAGAAAAGAAAUUUUGAGCCGAAUCGCAAGACUGUGUUCAAAACUCUUUACUUAUGCCUUGCUCAUUUGGCUCCUUUUUUUAAAAAAAAAAUGUUAGCGCUCAUUGGCAGCUGAAACAAGUUUCUUUGGUUUCGCCUCCAGGACUUUAGCUUAGUACGUGAUAUUAAUUUUGUGCCGGUGAUCUAACUCUUCAAAAUCCGAGUUUGAUUUCAGGAGCAACUGACAUUUUUUUUUCUACGCAGUUUGUUCCUAAAAAAUAAACAAACAAAAUACCUCUUGGAUUUUUGUAGGAGCUGCAUGGUGAACGAUUUCUCAUCUUUCAUGUCUUGUGAUCAGGCCAUGCUUAUCCAAAGAGGUUGACAUACAUGCGUCUUGUGUCUUGUUGUGUUAUUGCAUAGCAAUCUAGAGGACUGGAUUUUGUUUUGCAAAUGUUAGUAGUUAAGAGUUAGCAUACUUCCACAAACUAUAUUAGAACAACAGAGAAGUAUCUGUUGGUUGUCAAAGAUGUUCUGAUUAUACAGAACUGAUUUAAUUUAAUUUUAAAUUCAAUUUAGGAUAUCUUAGGAUUAUAAAUGCAUAUCAGGCAGAAUGUUAUAUUAUAGCUGUUUUUGAUUCUCUGAAUAAAUAAUAUAAAAUAGGAAAUUAUAAAAGUAAAUUAUGUUUUCUUUCCAGCCUUUUAUAUCCUAUCAAGCAUCUGAAACAUGAAAUAAGUCCACUUAUAGAGAAUAAAAUAUGGAACUGUCUAGAACAGCUAAAUCUUAUCAGUGUAAAAUUAAAUAAUUUUUUACAGCAAUGAAAAUGGCAGUUCUCAAAAUAAUAAUAAAAAAAUCUUUAUUUAAUUGUAAGAAUUAGCUUUCUUCAAAAUUAAUAGAUUUGAGUCCUAUUGUAUGCAUUUAUAUCCUAAAGUGCUGAUUUUAUUGCAAGUUACAAGUUCAGUCCUCUAGAUUUGAAGCUGCGAUUGGAUUAUUUAUGUUACUUAACUUAUUAAGAUGCUUGUAACAGUAUUAAAGACUGUAAAAGUGCCGAACAUUUACUUUUGCUGUUUAUACUAAGCUUUUAAAACAACUUCUGGAGUGAUUUUUCUUUGAAAAAAAAAGUUCAAGAAUCGACAAGAAAUAUUAUACAUUCCAAACUUCAACUCCACUAAUAUCCUGUUUGAAAUAAAGUUUGAACAAAAAGAAUUUAACAAAUUUUUUCUCCUAUAAAUCAUUUUUGUCAUUGUUAGAUUGAAAUUUAAAAGUAGAAAUUGGCAUUUAGAAUUUAUUGAGUUGUUGGAUCAUUUAUAAAGUAUUUAUUGGUAUUUCAAAAGUACUUAACACUUACUUGAAAUUCCAAAAAAUAUUUUAAACUUUUUUUGUUUGUGUUGUGAAGAUAAAUUUAUUUAUUUUUAAGUAGAGUUUAUUUAUUAAAUUCGAUUUUACGGCUUCAUAAAUGAUUAGUUUAUGUAAUGGUACUUAACAUUUGAAAUAUAUUCUUAAAUUCUUAUAAAUAUUAACUGUUCAUUUCGAAAGUACUUUAUUUAUAAAAAAGUAUUAGUUUUAUUGUAUACAACUUUGCAGAAUUACAAUAUUUUUUUUACCUGUUGUAAAAUUUAUAUUAAUAUUUUUAAGAAUUAAAUUGAAAUUGUUUUUUGCUCUUUUUUUAAUCUAAUGUACUUAAUUGCUGAAUGAUGAAAUAUGGUGUUAAAUUGCUGCAUAUUUACAAUGAAAAGAUUGUUAAUUAAAUUCAAAUGUUAAUGUUUACAUGUACUAAUAAUUAUUUCCCUGACCUACUUCAUCCAUCGAUUUUCUGCCAAUCAUUUUACAAAAAUGAUCGCUUAUUAUUUUUGUAGAUAAUCGAAUUUAAGUUGUUUGCUACUAGAUUUCAGAUGUGAAGGUUAGUGUAUAUAUGUUUUGUGUAUGAAGUUAUUUAAGAAUUUUGUACAAAAUAACUUGGGUUGUAAUAGUUUGUUGCUUUGUAUGUGAAUUUUGCUAUUGCAUUGUUUUAAUUGUACUAAAAAAGUUUUAUCAGUUGAAAAAAAUCAUUUCAAGUUUUUUAAGUUACUUACAUAUUUGAUGUAACUGAUCUUCCAAUCCAUGUAUGGAAGCACUAGUAAAGGCCUCUGAUGUCUGAAAGUAUACUGUUGGUUUUAAAAAUUAGCUUUUGUCGUUUUUAUAUUUGCAUAAUGUUCAAUUAAUGGGAGAUGAAAAUUUGGUAAGGCCUCCCUUUAUGCACCAUUUUUAAGAAUACCAAAAAAGGUGUAUUUUAAAAAAUAUUUAUUGUUUUGGAUUUUCACUUUUUAUUGUCCAUUUGCUUUUAAAAUGUAAUUUUUUUUUCUCCCUUGAAAGGUUGUUUUAUUUUAUUGCAUGUUUCAUGAGUAUAAGGGGAGAGAGACAAAUAUGGAAAGUGAAAUAGAAAAUUUCAGAGAAGCAGAAUCACAAUAUA
Messenger RNA from Argiope bruennichi, 5226 nucleotides. Its product is annotated as very low-density lipoprotein receptor-like. Bases 74 to 2800 code for a protein of 908 amino acids. The record is from RefSeq and is a predicted model, not a curated record. NCBI's taxonomy places the organism in Eukaryota, Metazoa, Arthropoda, Arachnida, Araneae, Araneidae. The transcript has 20 exons. Gene Ontology annotation, molecular function: calcium ion binding; protein binding.